GUUUGUGAUGAUCAGACUUGGGGUUAAAUUUAUUUUUUCACUGCUCAAAUACAGCUACUUGCUUUACUGAAAUUGAGAAGACGAAGGGGAAAUGUUAUUUCGUCCAAAAUCAAUUCGUCCCUCUCUGAUUUUAGGGCUCAAACAAACGGAAGGAUGAUGUUGGGUCGACUGAUUGCUGCAACUACUACGAGGAGAUGCUCUCCUCUUUCCGUUAGCUUUGUCAAGCAAAUUCAAAACCAAUGAUGUCUAAGCAUGGAUAGCGAGAAAAUGAAGAUGAUGAAGGCUGUUGGAACAAACACACAUGCUGCAAUUGCUGGGUUCAAUGAGAUUUGUUUUUGUCCUAAUCCGGGUACCAGAGAUCUAAAUGAAUUUUUGAUUGGGCUUGUGAGAUCAAAACAUUAUGAAUUGGUCUUAUCUUUAUGCAGCAGAACACACAUGCAAUCGAUUAUUUUGCCUGAUUUGGUCACUUGGAAUAUUCUGGUCAAUUGUUUCUCUAAAUGUGGUCGUUUUAGUCAUGCCUUGUGUAUCAUGGGAAAGAUGAUGAAACUGAGAUUUCAGCCUAAUGCAGCAACGUAUGGACCUAUUGUGAAAGGUGCUUGUGACUCUAUGGAUGUUGUAGUUGCAUUGGAUGUCCUGAAACAGAUAGGCCUAUGCAGAGCAAAUAGAUUAGCUAAGAGUGAGGAGAUGAUGCAUGAAAUGCUGAGAAUAGGUGUUUCUCCUUAUGUUGUCACUUAUAGUGGUGUCCUUAAUGGAUAUGCUAAAAGAGGACUAACCCAACCUGCUGAAGAGAUGUCAGCGAAAUGGUUAGAAGGAGUGUUGCUCUGGAUAAUUAUGCUCAGUGGGUUAUGCAACAAUCAAAUGCAUCUAGAGGCGCUAAAGCUCUUCGACAGUUUGAUGAACACUGAAAUGUGUUUUGACAAGGAGUUACAUACCAUAAUGAUUGAGGGGUCAUUCAAGUUCAAGAAGAUCAAAGAGGCAUGUGCACUAUUCCUUACUUUACCGAUGAAAGGAGUGCAAAUUGAUUUGCACUAUGGGUUAUGCAAAAGAAGUAUGAUUGCAAAAGCUGAAAUGGUGGUUUCAAAGCUAAUUCAAGAAGAACAUACAAGGUUGAUGACAACGAGGAUGGAGUCAAAAGGUAAGUUGCUGGGAGAUGACUUCUCAAGUUCUUUGACAGACAGAGACUCUUCACGACUAUCUUUAACCCCACACGUCGCGCCAAUGGAGAAGGUUCUACUCUCGGUACUCUCGUUUUUGACAUCGAACUUGUCAGCACCAGACGCCUUCACCAAUGAGUUAUAUUGUCCUAACAACGAAACCACGCUCGUUUUUGUCACAGUAACUCAAACAAUGUCAUCCACAAAACUCAUCAUCUCCAUCCCUUUCUUCUUAUCUCUCCUCCUAAGAUUCUCCUCCGCCCAAUCCUUCGUGAAAGCUACGUACUGGUUUGCGGAGAGUGAAUCUCCGGUCGCGGACAUUGACUCAUCUCUCUUCACUCACCUAUUUUGCGCUUUCGCUGACAUCAACACUCUAACAUAUCAAGUCAUUGUCUCCUCCAGGAACAAACCCAAAUUCUCCACCUUUACACAAACCGUCCAACGGAGAAACCCUACCGUGAGAACCCUUUUGUCUAUCGGCGGUGAUUUCACAUAUAAUUUCGCGUUUGCGUCUAUGGCAAGUAACCCCACCUCUAGAAAAUUGUUCAUUGGUUCUUCUAUAAGGCUCGCUAGAUCGUAUGGAUUCCACGGUCUCAAUCUAUAUUGGAAGUACCCGAGCACUACGGCAGAGAUGGACGAUUUCGGGAAGCUACUUCAAGAAUGGCGAUUGGCGGUUAUAGCAGAGGCUAGAAGCAGCGGUAAACCGCGUUUGCUUUUGACGGCUGCGGUUUUCUACUCCUAUAGCUACUAUUCGGUACUGCACCCGGUUCAAGCCGUUGCCGAUAGCUUGGAUUGGGUUAAUCUUGUUGCCUAUGAUUUUUACGAUUCGGGUUCGUCUAGAGUAACUUGCUCACCAGCUCCUCUCUACGAUUUUAUAACCGCAGGUCCAAGCUGCGACGCCGGAGUGAGAGCGUGGACUCAAGCUGGACUUCCGUCGAAGAAAGCAGUCUUGGGAUUUCCAUUCUACGGCUACGCAUGGUGUCUAACAGACGCCAAGAAUCAUAACUACUAUUCGAAUAGCAGCGGACCAGCGAUAUCACCUGACGGUUCCAUCGGAUACAAUAAGAUAAGAAGGUUCAUAGUGGAUAAUAAAGCAACGACGGUUUAUAAUUUGACGUUGGUCCAGAAUUACUGUUACGCUAGGAAGACUUGGAUUGGUUACGAUGAUAAUCAGAGUAUUGUUACGAAAGUGAGAUACGCUAAGCAGAGAGGUCUACUUGGUUAUUUCUCGUGGCACGUUGGAGCUGACGAUAAUUCUCUUCUAUCUCGUGCAGCGUCACAGGCAUGGGAUGCUAAGGCAGCAACCACGAUAAUCCUACACAACUCGAAAAUGUCUUCAACAAAACUCAUCUCGCUCAUUGUCUCCAUAACAUUCUUCCUCUCUCUCCCAUCCUCCUCGGCACAAACUGUCGUAAAAGCUUCGUACUGGUUCCCGGCGAGUGAAUUUCCGGUUACCGACAUUGACUCAUCUCUCUUCACUCAUCUCUUUUGCGCUUUCGCUGAUCUCAACUCUCAAACCAAUCAAGUCACUGUCGCCUCCGCGAACCAACCUAAAUUCUCAACCUUUACACAAACUGUCCAACGCAGAAACCCUUCUGUUAAAACCCUUUUGUCUAUCGGCGGUGGAAUAGCAGAUAAAACCGCGUAUGCUUCUAUGGCAAGUAACCCCACUUCUCGAAAAUCGUUCAUUGAUUCUUCGAUAAGACUCGCUAGAUCAUAUGGAUUCCACGGUCUUGAUCUAGACUGGGAGUAUCCGAGCAGCGCGACGGAGAUGACCAACUUCGGGACACUACUUCGAGAAUGGCGAUCAGCUGUUGUAGCCGAAGCUAGUAGCAGCGGUAAACCGCGUUUGCUUUUGGCAGCUGCGGUUUUCUACUCCAACAAUUACUAUUCGGUACUGUACCCGGUUCAAUCCGUUGCUAGCAGCCUGGAUUGGGUUAAUCUUAUGGCCUAUGAUUUUUACGGACCGGGUUGGUCCAGAGUGACCGGUCCACCAGCCGCUCUGUUUGAUCCUUCAAACGCAGGUCCAAGCGGAGACGCGGGAGCAAGGUCAUGGAUUCAAGCUGGACUUCCGGCGAAGAAAGCAGUCUUGGGAUUUCCAUACUACGGCUACGCGUGGCGUCUCACAAACGCCAACAGUCACAGCUACUACGCGCCUACCACCGGAGCUGCGAUAUCACCGGAUGGUUCGAUAGGUUACGGUCAGAUAAGGAAGUUUAUAGUAGAUAACGGAGCAACAACGGUUUAUAACUCUACGGUGGUCGGAGAUUAUUGUUACUCCGGCACAACUUGGAUUGGUUAUGACGAUAAUCAGAGUAUUGUGACGAAAGUUAGAUACGCUAAGCAGAGAGGUUUGCUUGGUUACUUCUCGUGGCAUGUUGGCGCUGAUGAUAAUUCUGGUUUAUCUCGUGCAGCUUCACAGACAUGGGAUGCUACGACGGCAACCACCAGAACUAUACAGAAGAUAAUUAUGUGUUGCAAUUUUCCGGGUUACACCCUCUUGUCAAUCGGUGGCGGGAGUGCUAACAAAGACGCGUUUGCAUCCAUGGCAAGUAACCCCAACUCCAGGAGAUCGUUCAUUCAAUCGACAAUCACCGUUGCUAGGUCGUACGGCUUCCAUGGCCUCGACCUAGACUGGGAUUACCCGAGAAACGCGAAAGAGAUGAGCGAUUUCGGGAUGCUACUGCAAGAAUGGCGAUCGGCCGUUAAGGCCGAGUCCAGUAGCAGGGAUACACCGGCUUUGAUCUUGACCGCUGCGGUUUACUACUCCUGGAAUUACCAUGAGGUACCUGUACCCUGUUCUGGCCAUUUCCAACAGCUUGGAUUGGGUUAAUCUUAUGGCCUAUGAUUUUUUUGGACCGGGUUGGUCAACAGAAUGAUUUCAAUUCAUUACCUUAUCACCAAAAUGUAAAUAUCUUUUCUACUAUGCAUGUUUAGAAAUUUACAAAAUCAACCAUAUUAGAAUGA
Messenger RNA from Arabidopsis arenosa, 4121 nucleotides. NCBI's taxonomy places the organism in Eukaryota, Viridiplantae, Streptophyta, Magnoliopsida, Brassicales, Brassicaceae. The record is from the annotation of a GenBank genome assembly.